Humulus lupulus (European hop) is the source of this 1317-nucleotide messenger RNA. RefSeq names its product serine--tRNA ligase, chloroplastic/mitochondrial-like. Gene Ontology annotation, cellular component: mitochondrion. Lineage: Eukaryota; Viridiplantae; Streptophyta; Magnoliopsida; Rosales; Cannabaceae. The record is from RefSeq and is a predicted model, not a curated record. Gene Ontology annotation, biological process: mitochondrial seryl-tRNA aminoacylation. Gene Ontology annotation, molecular function: tRNA binding; ATP binding; serine-tRNA ligase activity. Bases 143 to 1093 code for a protein of 316 amino acids. The transcript is spliced from 7 exons.
GAAUCUGAAAGAAGAACUUCUUAGUUUGGAAGAAGACCUGCUUAAACUCACCGACGACCUUCAGCAGGAAGCUCAAUGUAUACCAAAUUUGACCCAUCCAGAUGUUCCAAUAGGCGGGGAAGAUUGUGCAACCAUAAGAAAGAUGGUUGGUACCCCACGCGAGUUUAGCUUCCCUGUAAAGGAUCAUCAACAACUCGGGAAAGAGCUUGAUCUUUUUGAUUUUGAUGCUGCUUCAGUGGUCAGUGGAUCAAAGUUUUAUUAUCUGAAGAAUGAAGCAGUUAUGUUAGAGAUGGCGCUUAUUAACUGGACACUAUCACAAGUUAUGAAAAGUGGCUUUACACCACUAACAACCCCAGAACUUGUCAGGUCUUCUGUUGUUGAAAAAUGUGGUUUUCAACCUCGUGGAACAAACACACAGGUCUAUUCUAUUGAGGGUAGUGACCAGUGUCUCAUAGGCACUGCAGAGAUUCCAGUUGGGGGAAUUCAUAUGGAUUCUAUUAUUUCUGAAUCAUUGCUACCCCUAAAGUAUGUGGCAUUCUCCCAUUGCUUCCGUACCGAAGCCGGUGCUGCUGGUGCUGCAACAAGGGGUCUGUAUCGGGUUCACCAGUUCAGUAAGGCAGAGAUGUUCAUCAUCUGCCGACCGGAUGAGAGUGAGAUGUAUCUUGAGGAGCUCAUCAGAAUUGAAGAAGACAUGUUCUCGUCCCUUGGACUACAUUAUAAAAUCUUGGAUAUGGCUUCUGGUGAUUUAGGUGCUCCUGCUUACCGCAAAUAUGAUAUCGAGGCAUGGAUGCCUGGUUUAGAACGGUUUGGCGAGAUAUCGAGCGCAUCAAAUUGCACAGAUUAUCAAAGCCGUCGCCUUGGUAUCCGAUAUCGCCCCUCGGAAACAUUAGCAGGGAGCACCCCUAAAAAGGGGAAGAGUAACCGUGCACCACCACAGUUUGUUCACACCUUAAAUGCGACAGCAUGUGCUGUACCGCGAAUGCUCGUAUGUCUGCUUGAGAAUUACCAGCAAGAAGACGGCUCUGUCAUUAUCCCUCGCCCACUGAGGCCAUUCAUGGGUGGCCUUGAGCUUAUUACUCCCAAGUCUAGAUAAGGAGGCCUCACUACUCUCUUAUUCUUCGAGUAUAAGUAAUGAACGCAGUGUCAUUUUCUUUUAGCUUCUCGCAUGCAUAGGCCUACUUAGACCAACACAUUUUGCCUUUUUUUUUUUUUACAUUAUCUCUAUCAAUAUUCUAAGGAAAAUUGUAAAUUAGUUUGAUUCAUAUUUUACAAAAUUGCACUGCGUAUAAUAACUUCUUGUCAUGUGAAAAAAUUUCA